CCGCUGCACAUGUGAGCAGCUCCUGUCUGGGAUGAGUGUAAAAUUCAGAAGGAGGACCAGAAGAAGCAUAAAUGCAGGUGUAACUGAACACAUCCAAGCAGCUGUACAGGUCUUUGCAGUCAUCCCAUGCUUUUGUAUUCGACGGAUUAAACCAAAGUGAUGGUGUUGAAGAUGGGAGCGAAGGACAAGAGAUAUUUUUCAGAGAAAGGACAGAAGAAGAUGAACAAGAGGCCUGAUAAAGGUAGAAAAGGUGGAGAAGGACGCCUUGGUGAGGAAAGAGGACCAAGGAAGCGUCUGGAUGCCAUGACGGUGGGCUACUUUCGCCGGGUCAGUGACAGACUCGGUGAAGAAUUCGCAGAUGAUGAGGAACGAGUUCUGUUUGUGGAGAAUGUUCUGACGGAGGUGAGAGAAAAAGCUGCUCUGGUCAGCAUGGAUAUGACGGGUAGCCUGACUCUCCAGAAGCUGCUCUCAUUAGCCGAACUCCACCAGGUUGGCGAGGUGCUUGCUGAACUGGGUGGAGAAUCGGGAACAGAGUUUAAAACUGUGUCAUGUGACCGAUGUGGUGGUCAUGUUGUUGAAAGUGCCCUCAGACAGAUGGCCAGGUGGACGGAGGCCGGUCAGUCUGAAAAGAGCAGCAGUGAAAACGAACAAGUGGACUCAGAAGCUGAGGAUUGUGGGAUUCUUGAGGCUCAGGUACUAACUCUGUGCGGAGUGGUGAGAGAAAACAUCGAGGAUUUUAUCAAAGACCCUCAUGGAUCCCACGUGCUCCGAACACUCAUACACGUCCUCGCAGGCUGUUCAGUUCAAGAGCAGCCUGAUACACGUCCAGCUAAAAAGCAGAAAAAAGCUGAACCAGAGCUGACAGACUUUGAAGCACCGUCAUCAUUCUGGUGGGAGUUUAAAUAUCUUUCAGACUCCUUGAUGGAAAAUGUAAAUGUCUGUGCCACCAAUCCCACCGCCAGCGCCGUGCUCCAGACCCUUCUGACAGUCUGCCACAGGAAGAGGCCGAUACUCGGAAAGAAACUGAACAAGGGCAUCAUGGGAUACCUGACCUCUCUCAGCUCAGCGCCUGGCAUCAGUCCACUCUUGGUGUUUCUGAAGGACCAGUCUUGCAGUCGACUCAUUCAGACAGUGUUCCAGUUCUCCCAUAAAGCCUUAUUACGAGAGACCUACAGGAACCACCUGAAGAACCAGCUGAUGCCCUUGGCCCUUCAUCCAUUCGCAAACUACACCGUCCAGUCAUUAAUAGCAGCCUCGGUUAAUUGUAAAAUGUUCCUGAAGGUGUUUGAUGAGUUGUCACCCGGGUUCGAGGCCAUCCUGGCGGCGGGACAUAUGGGGGUGAUGGUACAGCUAGUGGAGAGCUGUGUACACAGAGAGGAAACACAGGCUGACAUGCUGACCUGGCUCCUACAGGCUUUUCACUGCAGUGAACCAGCAAGCCGACACCUCUCCUGUCUUCCUCUGUUCCUGUCCUUACUGACCUAUGAGGUGUACUACAACACAGAGGCAGCAGAGGGUGACGCUGCCCCUCAGCGCCCCCUCACGAUCUGCUACCACGGCUCGCGUCUGGUCCAAGCGCUGGCCCGCUUCAAAGAUCGCUCCAUCCUGAUGAACAGCCUGCACGGCCUGAGCCCGGCCAAUCUGGUGAGCCUGGGCACCGAACAGACGGGCAGCCACGCCCUGCAAGCCCUCAUUACGCUGUCCAGUGACAAGGGGAAGGGCAAGAUCCUGAGAAAGCUGGAGGGGUUGUAUACUCAGUUCGCCUGCUCCAGAUAUGGUAGUCGGCUGUUAGAGGCUGUGUGGAACAGCGCCCCCAUUAGUCAGAGGCAGAGCAUUGCAGAGCAGCUGGUCCCCAGUGAGUCCCAACUGAGGUCGGAUCAGUUUGCGCGCCACGUCUGGGCGAAAUUCGGGCUGACGCACUUUCAGAAGAGACGCGGUGCCUGGCUGGAGCUCCAGACCGGCGAGUCUAAGAAGAGAAAGAUGUUCAGCGACAUCCUGGAGUAAAUGCUUCAGACUGGUACUGUUUCGGAGGGCUUAAACGAGGGUUAAAUCCCCUCUGAAAUCCUACACUGUUAUCACGGCUCCCGCAGGGUUCUGUUUAAUCCUCUGGUAUUGGAUUCAAUUACUGCAGAGGGUAAAGUGAGCUCUUUCAGUGUAGGUGAUGAGGAUUUUUCUACAUUUUUGUACCAAUAAACGUGUGCAUUUGUUCUGUUAUUCGCAAUAAGAUUUUUAAUCGUGGAAAGUGAAUGAAUUAUGUGUAAAUAUUUUAUAAGUACAUUUAAAUAACCUGUAUUGUGAGAUUACUUUACAGUAAAGCAUCACAUACAUUAAAUGGAUGUACCAGCAUCUU
Molecule: messenger RNA, 2350 nt
Organism: Trichomycterus rosablanca
Lineage: Eukaryota; Metazoa; Chordata; Actinopteri; Siluriformes; Trichomycteridae
Product: nucleolar protein 9
Exons: 12
Coding region: 160-2004 (614 amino acids)
Biological process (GO): endonucleolytic cleavage in ITS1 to separate SSU-rRNA from 5.8S rRNA and LSU-rRNA from tricistronic rRNA transcript (SSU-rRNA, 5.8S rRNA, LSU-rRNA); ribosomal small subunit export from nucleus; endonucleolytic cleavage in 5'-ETS of tricistronic rRNA transcript (SSU-rRNA, 5.8S rRNA, LSU-rRNA)
Cellular component (GO): 90S preribosome; preribosome, small subunit precursor; nucleolus
Molecular function (GO): RNA binding
Source: RefSeq, a predicted model, not a curated record